AUGGCCCAAGCUGAUAGAAAAGCUGUUGUGAAAAAUGCUGAUAUGUCUGAGGAAAUGUAACAAGAUGCCAUUGAUUGUGCUAAUCAAGCAUUAGAGAAAUUCAAUAUCGAGAAAGAUAUUGCUGCAUUCAUCAAGAAAGAGUUUGACAAGAAAUAUAAUCCAACUUGGCAUUGUAUUGUGGGCAGAAACUUCGGAUCUUAUGUUACACAUGAAACCAAGCAUUUCAUCUAUUUCUAUAUGGGAUAGGUAGCAAUUCUUUUGUUCAAGAGCGGAUGA
Molecule: messenger RNA, 276 nt
Organism: Paramecium tetraurelia
Lineage: Eukaryota; Ciliophora; Oligohymenophorea; Peniculida; Parameciidae
Exons: 2
Biological process (GO): microtubule-based process
Cellular component (GO): dynein complex
Molecular function (GO): dynein intermediate chain binding; dynein light intermediate chain binding
Source: RefSeq, a predicted model, not a curated record